Messenger RNA from Sardina pilchardus (European sardine), 2142 nucleotides. RefSeq names its product GTPase IMAP family member 8-like. Bases 29 to 1702 code for a protein of 557 amino acids. The record is from RefSeq and is a predicted model, not a curated record. NCBI's taxonomy places the organism in Eukaryota, Metazoa, Chordata, Actinopteri, Clupeiformes, Clupeidae. The transcript has 2 exons. Gene Ontology annotation, molecular function: GTP binding.
GAUAGCGGAGAAAGACAACCAAUUACAGAUGAAAGACAAGCUCCUGGAGGGAAAGGAGUCACAGAUUAAAGAUGGAGAAAAUAAUCUCAAGGAGAAGAUGCAACUUCUGGAGGAGAGGACAGAAAGACUGAUGGAGACGGAGAAGAUGCUAGAGGACAAGAACAAAGAGAUGGAGGAGACAACACAACAACUAGAGGAGAAGAACAAAGAGAUGGAGGAGACAACACAACAACUAGAGGAGAAGAACAAAGAGAUGGAGAAGAUGAACCGACAACUUGAUGAGAAGAAUAAACUCCUCCAGGAAAGAGACACAGAAUUGGAGAACAUAACCAAACGAGAGAGGGAGAGAGAGAAUUUACUGGAGAGCAUGGCCAGUGAGUUGGAGACCAGUAAAAGACAAGUACAGGACCUGAGAACCCAACUGCAAGAGCAAGAGAAGGAGCUGGUGGAGAGAGAGAAACAGCUGGAGGUAGAAAGACAAAGAUGUGGAGAUGUGGGAGGAAAGAUUCCUGGUCCAGCCGCCCCUGUGUCUCCUGCUGUGUCUGAGCUGAGGCUUGUGCUGCUGGGGGGGAGCACAGCUGGGAAGAGGGCAGCAGGAAACAGCAUCCUGGGCACACACUCACCUACACACACAUCCACAGAGACCCAGCACAGUGAGAGCAGACAAGGAGAGGUGGCUGGGAGACGAGUGACCGUGGUGGACACUCCAGACUGGUUCUGCAGUGGACUUUCUGAGAAGGACAUGAGACAAGACGUGGGGCUUUGCGUCCGUCUGUCUGCUCCAGGACCUCACGCCUUCCUCCUGGUGAUUCCAGCAGAGCCGUCUGAAGGGGAAGAGAGGAAGAUGCUGGAGAAAAUGGAGGACAUUUUUGGGGAGGACUGUUGGAGACACACACUGAUCGUCUUCACCCAUGCUAAGGGGCUGAGAGAGAGGAAUGUGGAGGGAUUGCUCCAGACAAGGAGCCAGGUGCUCCAGCAGUUAGUAGAGAAAUGUGGAAACAGGUGUCACCUUCUCAACAUUAAAGACAGACCUGAUGACUCUGAGAUAACACAGUUGCUAGAGAAAAUAGAAGAAAUGGUUUCAGGAAAUAGAGAGACAUUUUACAGUAGUGAGACCUACCAGAUCGCAGAGAGACAACUCAGAGAGAUAAAGAGAAGGAUAGAGGAGAAAUUGAGGGAAUGUACGAAGAGGAAGGAGAAAGAGAUAGAAAACCCAGAAAGGAAAAUGAAGGGAGACAUUCAUGAAAGGGAAGAAAAUAUCCUUGCAAUAGAGAGGAAAAUAGCAGAGCUGGAGAAGGAACUAGAGAAUGAAAAUAAUGAGGAGAAGAGGACAGAGUUGGAGAGACAGCUGAAGGAGGAGAAGGAGAAGAGGAGAGAGAUGGAUAGACUGAAAGAGGAUCUUGAGAAAGAAAGAAGAGAGAUGGAGGAGAGACACAUAGAGGAGUUGGAGAUGAUGAGAGAGAGCUAUGAGCAAGAGGCCUGGUCCGAAGCAGAAAUAUAUCUCAUGAAGAUCAUCCUGUCUGAACUACAGAAAAACAUCAGCAUCAUCAAAAGUAAGAUUGCGGGGGAGUUCAGGAGACAGAUGGAGGAGAAUAAAAGAGAGAUAGAGAGACUGGUGGAGAUUGUGCAGAGUCUCCAUCAUUUGGUGAAGGAGUUGGAGGAGAGCAAAUUACAGACAGAUGGUGAAGGACAGGGAGAUUGAGAGAAUGAGGUUGGAUGUUUCAGAGCUACUAUACAGGGCAGACUGAGAGAGGAGAUGGAGAUGAGGAGGGUAGGGGCUCAGAGUUCUGCUGCAAUCCAUUUGUCUCGUACACCCAGCCUACGAAUGAGUUGCAACAUGGCCGCCAUGGACACCAUAGCAGCUCUCUCAUUAGGGCUGGACAUUUAUUUGUCUCGAACACGAGAACACGUCCGUCAUUCUCCCUUGCUGGGUAUAGUCAAUGUGAAUUAAUGCCAGUGCUAGUGAGUUUUAUAGUCAAUCAGACGAAAGUAUUACAUGUUGAGAUACAUUAUUAAUUAAUUAAGAAAUGUUGAGAGUAGGAAGACCUCAAGGUGAUUUUCCUGUCACAGCAUGCAACCAAACGAGGUAAUUCGUCUGUUUGUAUUUUAUUUUAUAUUAUAUAUUAUAUUAUAUUAUAUUAU